Molecule: messenger RNA, 3337 nt
Organism: Sardina pilchardus (European sardine)
Lineage: Eukaryota; Metazoa; Chordata; Actinopteri; Clupeiformes; Clupeidae
Gene: rab8b
Product: RAB8B, member RAS oncogene family
Exons: 8
Coding region: 85-708 (207 amino acids)
Biological process (GO): Golgi vesicle fusion to target membrane; protein localization to plasma membrane; protein secretion
Cellular component (GO): plasma membrane; synaptic vesicle; trans-Golgi network transport vesicle
Molecular function (GO): GTPase activity; GTP binding
Source: RefSeq, a predicted model, not a curated record
UGAAUUUUGGAUCAGAGCUUCAGUCAAAGGACUUAACAGCCUGUUGUUAGAUUGUCAUUCGCAGGAGGUGGAACUGGGGGGUAAAUGGCGAAAACGUACGACUAUCUUUUUAAACUUUUGCUCAUAGGCGACAGCGGAGUCGGGAAGACAUGUCUGCUGUUCAGGUUCAGCGAAGACGCCUUUAAUACUACCUUCAUAUCAACGAUCGGAAUUGACUUCAAGAUCCGAACGAUAGAGCUCAAUGGAAAGAAAAUCAAGCUGCAGAUAUGGGACACGGCAGGGCAGGAGAGAUUUAGGACCAUCACCACCGCAUACUACAGAGGAGCCAUGGGCAUAAUGCUGGUAUAUGAUAUCACAAGUGAGAAAUCCUUUGAAAACAUCAAGAACUGGAUUCGAAAUAUUGAAGAGCAUGCGUCAUCAGACGUGGAGAGGAUGAUCCUUGGAAACAAGUGUGACAUGAAUGACAAGAGACAGGUGUCCAAAGAGAGGGGAGAAAAGUUGGCGAUAGACUAUGGGAUCAAGUUCUUGGAAACUAGUGCCAAAUCCAGUUUAAAUGUUGAAGAGGCCUUUUUCACAUUGGCCAGAGAUAUCAUGGCUCGACUCAACAGAAAAAUGAAUGACGGCAGUCAGACAGAGAGCGGCGGACCAGUGAAGAUCACGGAGAACAAGUCCAAGAAGAGCAGCUUCUUCAGGUGUAGUCUGCUGUGAGGGGGGCAGGGCCACACACGGACUCAGUGACUGGCAAAGCCUGUGCUACUCAAGCAUGCAGGUGGGCGGACGUCUCUCUCUCUCUUUUGCACACACACACACACACACACACCCACACACGCACACACACACACGCACGCACAUACAUACACACACACACACACACGCACACACUCAUACACACACAAACACACAGACACUCCUAAACGACCACAGACACUCCUAAGGGACCUAAACGAGAGACAGGUGUGUUCUCUGCCUGCUCAGUGUCAGUCGACAGUCAAGACUGGCUCACGUUUCUGUAACCACCCAACCACCUGACCGACCGACGGACCCCACCCUCCACCCCACCGCCGUAAGCAUGGGUGGGACAUUCCGGAAGGACUCUGUGAGUUUGCUCUUUACUCCUGACCCUCGGAUUGACACGUGAACUGGAGUAUAGCUGGCUGGCCAGAACACCACAAACUCUGGGACAGUACAGGCCCUCGUCUGACACAGAUCCACUUUUUCACACACACACACACACACACACACACACACACACACACACACACACACACACACACACACACACACACACACACACACACACGCAUACACACAUACACACACAGAUAAAUGCAAGAACCACUUAUUCACAUACAUGUGCAGACAGUAUAUACACACACACACACACGUGCAGACAGUAAACACUCACACACACACACACACACACACACAGAUCCGUGGCAGUACAGGGCCGGGACUGACCCAGAGUCUCCCUGGCCUCCUCUCCUUCUCUCGUCAGGACGGCAGAAGUUCUUUCUGUUUCGGUGUUUAAUGUUUGCCGGUUUAGUUUCUGAACUGUUUCUUUGUGUCGGUUUGUGUUCCGAAGUGUGUGACGGUGUGUUUGUGUGUCUUUUUAAGAGUGUGUUUGUGAGCUCUGUUAUGAGUCUGAGAGUACCUCUUAUCGUGGUGAUGUGUAGUCACAUUCUGUUAUUGGACACACACACACACGCACACAUACACACACACACACACACACACACACACACACACACAUAAAAAAAGAAGAAAACAAAUUUGAACACCACAUCUGUGAUGUAUGCUUUCUGGAUUGUCUCAAGGUCAGGAAUAUUUCAACUGUUUGUGUCUUAUGAUGCAUUUCAAGUGUCCUAUUUUAUUGUGCUUAACUCGUAGCCACUGUAUCUCUCCUUACGAGCACAUAACCAUGUAUAGCACUGUAACCGAACUUGCACUCCUCCCUUUGAGAAGGCUCAAAUAUAGAAUGCCACGGCUGCAGUGUAUGAUGGGUAAAAAAAGUACAGUCACCUUGUCGUGCAUGUGCUUCGGACGCUGCAGCUGGGGACCGAUCCAUAUUUGAACGAGUCGUCUUUUAUUUUUUUUCUUUAUUUUGUUUUUAUUAUAUAUAUUUUUGUAUACAUGUGUAAUAUUUGUUGUGCUUUAAUAUACUGUCAGUCUGGAUGCUCUGAGGAAGCGGUGUCAAAAGAUGAAGAUGAAUAGAUAAAAGAUGCAUGAUACCACUGCGUAAAUGUAGUGUUGUUGGAAGGGAUUGGGAAGCCACUAAAAUGUGCAUGAUUAUUAACAAAGGUAUACCCUAAUGUGCAGGUACCCAGUAACAUGGUUAUUUUCAUAUCACUCAUUAGUUUGAGUGAUGUCAAAAUGAUUGUGUUAUUUUUUUUUCCUGUUGUCCCAAAGCAGUUUGUGCUUAUUCAGUUAUUGGUAUUUAAUGAAGGUAUAACACAAGUUAUCGUUUAGCGUUUACAAAAUCCCAGCAGCAGUAUUAUUUCUCACGCUGCACUUUAUUAGUGUGUGUGUUUGCGCUGUGUCUUCGCAGAGUUUCACAGGUGUGUGUGGCAGGGGAACUCUGUUUAUGUGUUUGUGUGUGCGUACAAUGUGUCUUUUUUUUAAGACAAAAAAACAGCUAUUCUUGUUUCGCUACUGUGUACAACAUUUUAUUCCAAGACUGUGAGAUGUCGUUUUUAACUGGCUGCUGUUUUUUAGCCAGUAGUUAUUGAUGCGUAGAUAUUCAGCAAAAGGGUUUGUCUCUCUAUGAUGUGUCUGUAGUUGACGUCAUGAGAUGCAGUGCCUGUACAGAUUUCAGUUUGUGUCGUGUUAAAAGUAGGAUGGGCCAAGUCUUGCUAUGGCUGCCAGUAGCAUCGAUUCAGCAAUAACUGGUCCUCUGUAUGGAUAGUGGCAGUACCGUGGGUUAGAGAAUGGAACAGUUGUAUCUAUAGAUACACAACUUCCUUUACUGUCUUAUUGUUGCCUACCAAUAGUUUUGUCUGUGAUGGAAUCUGCUUUUACGAAUGUGAUCAUCAUACUCUUUUGUUGCCAUUUGAAACUGACGGUUGCACAGAUGAAAAACAUUUGUUUAGAUGGGACCAUUGCUAUGCAUGUGUCUUGAUAUCAAGAAGUCACUUUGUUACAGUGGGAGCAGACAGGCAUGUCUGUGUAAUGUUCUACUCUUGUAGCCUUGCAACCAAGUGGAAUACUCAUACUCGUUAUGUAGAUAACAUAAUGUACAUACUUCUGAAUACUGUGUGAACUAAAGUGUAAAAACAGAGUGAUUUUACCAGUUGUGAACUGUUUUUUCUACCACAUGUAACCAAAGUAAAGAUUGUAUAAA